Molecule: messenger RNA, 1251 nt
Organism: Penicillium brasilianum
Lineage: Eukaryota; Fungi; Ascomycota; Eurotiomycetes; Eurotiales; Aspergillaceae
Source: the annotation of a GenBank genome assembly
AUGCUAAUGGAGACUGCAACAAAGUAUUUUCGUCAUCAAGAUUACACGGUCGCAUGGAUCUGCGCUCUUCGCUUGGAGAUGGCCGCAGCUGCGGCUAUGCUCGAUGAAAGACAUCCUGAUUUACCGGCGAGGUCAAACGAUGAUAAUUCGUACAUCCUAGGUCGGAUAUAUGGUCAUAAUGUGGCGAUUGCAUGCCUUCCAGCGGGGAUUUAUGGUACGACCGCCGCCACAAAAGUUGCUACACAAAUGCUAUCCACUUUUACGUCGAUACGCUUCUGUCUCAUGGUUGGUAUCGGAGGCGGGGUUCCCAGCGAAGAAAACGAUAUUAGGCUCGGUGACGUGGUGGUUAGCAAGCCGACAAGAGACUCAGGGGGUGUCAUACAAUACGAUCAUGGGAAAACAGUGACUGGUGGUCGCUUUGAACGCACUGGCAUAUUGAAUAAGCCACCACCAGUGCUUUUAACGUCGGUCUCAAGACUACAAGCAGAGCAUGCAUUACAGCCAAGCAAAAUUCCGGCUCUUAUUCUAGAUGCGGUAGCUAGGAACCCUAGGACAAGGGAGAAGUUCGCAUAUUGCGGUGAAGAUCAGGAUCUAUUGUUUGAUUCAGAAUACGAUCACCCUGACCCGAAAAAUACUUGCAAAAAUUGCGAUAAAAGGAGACUCGUAACGCGGCCUGCUCGAACCAGCCAUGAUCCGAUUAUUCAUUACGGUCUGAUUGCUUCUGGCAAUCAAGUGAUGAAGCAUGGCCGCAGCAGAGACAACCUAGCUCGGGAUCUUGACAUUCUUUGCUUUGAAAUGGAGGCAGCUGGCUUAAUGGACAACUUCCCGUGCCUCGUGGUUCGAGGGAUCUGCGACUACGCCGACUCACAUAAAACAAAACAGUGGCAAGAGUAUGCUGCAGCAACGGCAGCUGCUUAUAGCAAAGAGCUCCUCUCCGUGGUCCAUGCAAGCCAUGUGGUGGACACUCUGCCAGCAGGGUCUGUUACCGACGUAUCAUACUACAGGAGAGCCCCACCAUCUAUGGUGAACUGUCCUAGCAGUGAAAUAGUCCUAAAUACCAGGAAAUCGAGGGGCUACUGGAUCGAAUUUCAAAUUAUGAUCACGAAAAGAUCCAUCAAAGACUUAGUCGGAAACGACUCGCUGGCACCGCGCACUGGUUCCUCAAUCACCCAGAUUUCAAGGCGUGGCUCACUGAGAAGAAAUUUCCUAGUUUGUGGUGCUCGGGAAAGAUUGGGUCGGGCAAGACAAUGA